GAAAAGCCGCUUCUUAACUGCAUUAAGGCAGAGGCAACUGUACAGGCUGGGGUGAGCUGUGUGCAUCCAACUGAAUAGAAGUGAAUCAAAGUUUCUGCAGAGGACAAAAUGGGAGUUGCCGAUACAACUUUGACAAUUUUUCUGCUCUUCUUCUUGGCUUAUCCUGCCUCCAGUGCAGAGUGCGGUGGUUCUCUAACAUCAGACCAUGGCGUCAUCACGUCUCCCGACUACCCCGCCCCCUACCCCACCGACUCAGACUGUACCUGGAACAUCACCGUACCUCAAGGUCACGUCGUGCUCUUGACCUUUGACCGCAUCGACCUCAACCCCUUCCCCGACGCGCCGGAGAAAUGUUACCUGCACAUGAUCGAAGUUUACAACGGCACUGACCAGGCUGCGAACCUGAUGGGUAGGUUUUGCGGGCAGACUCCGCCCCCUGCGAUGAUGUCAGGAGGUGAGGUCAUGACCGUGAAGUUCCUGUUGAACAGGUGGCAAAGGAACGACGAACUCUUCACCGGUUUCUCCGCUUCAUUCCAGGCAGUCCAACCUGAGCUGAACUCAGGCUGUGGGAACCUGGCCCUUCUGACCAGCCCGACUGGGACACUAGCCUCGGUUAACUUCCCAACAAGCUACAGCAGUGGUGCUGCCUGCAAGUGGGAGAUAGUCGGCACUAAUGUCACCCUCUCCUUCCACAGCUUUCAGGUGGGCGGCCCUUUCAGCGAUUGUUCUGGGAACACCAAUGACUACCUGGCCGUGUACGAGGCUUCCAGGGGCAGAAAAUCACUCAUAGGUACGUACUGUGGGUGGAACAAGCCUGUCGACAUCCACACUGACGGGUCCAUGAUUGUGGAGUUUAUGUCAGAUGAGACUCUGAACGACAUGGGCUUCUUCGCCACUUAUACAGAUGUAGUUUGCCCCGCCAAGUGGCCCUCUGAAAUUGAAGAACUAGUUCAGUCUACCCUGCCAGAAGAUGAUGGCAUUGCGUCAACAGACGUUGGCACUUCCCAAAACCUUGGCAGUGACGACAAUAUGAAAUCCUAUGCAAGCAGCCAGGACAAUUUUGAGAACAACAAAUUGUCAGAAAUGGAGGAAGUUGCUGAACCAACUAUCUCUACCCAAGACAUGAACAAUGACAAUUGGUUACAGAAUAAUGGUGAAUACUUGGAUUUCAUUGCAAAGAACGCGGCAGCCACAGCAAAAGCUAGCAAGUCUUCAACAACAACUAAAGAGGAUGGCAGCAUCGCAUUGGCAUUAGAGGAAGAAGACCUACCUGUGUCAUCUGAAGGGCAAAAGUCUGCGCUUGCGUCUGAACUGGAUGACAGUUUGAUUGACAGCUAUGGUGACAGUCCAGCUGCACCUGGCUCCCCAUCAUCCAAUGACGUGCAAGGUAACACAUCCCAGCUGAAAGAAGAAGGAAACAUGUCAUUGGUCAAAGAUGUGAAAAGCAACCUCACUCUGAUGUCCUUCCAAGAGGAUGCAGUCCCAACAAAAGCAGUUGAAAACAACACAAGGAUGAGUCAAGAAAGUGGUGGAAAACAAAUGCAUGAAGAAGAUGAUUCAAAAUUCCACCAAAUCCCUGCCACACACACCGAAGACUUUGACAGGCAUGCUGUGGCUAUGAUGGCCGUUGAGCUGUCAGUGUUCCUGUCCAGUCUGUUUGCACUGGGAGCCUACACUCUCUGGCUGUACUACAGGGCCAAGCACCAGGAGGAAGAAACACCUUCAAACUGGUUAUCUGACAGGUUUGUUAUCCCCCGCCCAUGGCGCAGGUGUAACAAGGCUAGGCGCUUCAGCUGGGACUGUAUGGAGUUUAGCAAGAUAUAAUGUGGGAGGAUAGGGCAGUAUGCAAGUAGCCUUUUUUAGCCUGGUUAGUCCUACAGCCUCUCCGCAAAUAGACCUAUUUGCGGAGAGUCUGUAAGAGGACUUGGGAGCUAUAAUAGGUCUGGUAACCAGGCUAGCCUUUUUUUAGGGCAAGAAACAAAAGUAAAAUCAGUACUGUAACAUUGUGUAUACCUUUAGAAAGGAAUUAAAUAGAUCUAUGAGUCUUAAAAUAAUUUAGAAGUUAUCAGAAGCAGUAUUCGAGCAACAGGAUUCCUAGAAAUUACAUCUGAAUGUGUAGUUACUGUACUACUUCUUUAAGGCUACUCUUGCCAAGAAACUACUAAGUAAGUAUUAGCCAAGACAUACUUACUGAUCUCAAGAUGCUGAGAUAAUUUUAUCAGAAUGAUGAUUGUAGAACUGCUAAUUCUUAUUGCAACACUUUUAUGACAAUCUUUUUAUUACCCUGGUUCCUUAGUUAAUGUCAAUUUAAAUCUCA
Molecule: messenger RNA, 2317 nt
Organism: Branchiostoma belcheri (Belcher's lancelet)
Lineage: Eukaryota; Metazoa; Chordata; Leptocardii; Amphioxiformes; Branchiostomatidae
Product: neuropilin-1a-like
Exons: 10
Coding region: 109-1824 (571 amino acids)
Source: RefSeq, a predicted model, not a curated record